CAAAUUCAAUCCUAGCAUUUUCCUUCUAAUAUUUCUACCCUUUUUUUUGUGCAUUUUCUUCUGUAAUGGAUUCUUUUUCUAUGCAAUCAUGUAUUUUUGCCUGUAAUAGUAAAUGUAUCACAUUAUCAAGAUUUUAAAGAUAAUGAUUGGUUCGAAGAUCGAAGAUGCAGAGUUACAGUCCGGUCGCUGUUUUUUCUAUUUUUAUCUCUCUUUUAUCAUCUGGGUCCUCCUCGAUUGAAAAUCAUCAUCAAGCACCCACUCACAAGAACCUGAUCCUGGACACACGAAACUCCGCCUUUCAAGAGAAGGUCUGGAAGCAAUUGAGAGAAGAACAACUCCUAUUGCAGCUGUUGCUGUUAUUGGUCCAUAUCGAUCUGGAAAAUCUUUUCUACUCAAUCAACUUCUCUCCCUUUCAUGUUACAAAGAUUCGUGAAGCAGAUAUAUCUCGAUUAUCAUUUGCAGUUGAGUUUGUUGAAGAAUCUUAUGGAAGAGUGAAGGGGCAAGAUGUUGUUUUUGAACCUGCUAAGCUCCUUUGGAUAAUCCAGCGUGAUUUUUUACAAGGAAAAUCUGUGCAAGAGAUGAUAGACAAGGCUCUCUGACAUGUCCCAAAUGUUGAUGGUCAGUUAACCUUUGCGCAGACAUAUAUUCAGAUUGGAGCUUAUUCUUUUAGAAGGAUGCAGUAAAGUUUAUUUUGGUGCUUAUUGGGAGCAAGUAACAAGAAUAUUGAUCAGGUCAACUAGAUCCACGAUUCUUUAGCGAUCAUGGGAACUAACAACGCUGCCUUUAGCUUACCACAGAUAUGUUUUGCUCUUUCGUUAUUUACCUAGUUAUUUAGGUUUUUGUGGCACUCAUUGCACAUUUUUUAUAUGAUGCCUUGAAUUUAGGACCUUUUAAGUAGAAUGCAAAAUACACUUAACUUGGAUUUUCCUCUUAAUCCAAGAGCUUGCUUGAUAUGGUUUAGGGAGGCAGGAGAUGCCUUAAUAUGUUACAUUGACUGGUGUAGAUCUGAUGGGAGUUUCUGAAAAGUUCAGGUACCGAAUAACAGCAGUUGGAUUUUUGUUCAUGUAAUUGGAGGUCUUCUCAGACAAAUUGAAUUAUGGGAUCAAAAUAAUAAUCUGUUGGGAGUUAAAAUUAAUGGAUUUUGAUAAUGUUCUUAACAAUACGGAGGUCAACUUUUCACUGAUUUUCGUUAUCAUUACUAAAUCCUAGAUGUUUCUUGAAUAAAUGCUUGACCUGCGCCUACUUCUAAAAUCAACAAAGACUGAGUUCCUUACUAUUGGCACGAUAAGUUUCAAUGUUAAUAUCCCAUGUGCAGCACAACAAAGAAUUAAAAAUGUGCAAAAUGGAAUAUUUUUCAAUGAGUUAACAAAAAAAGGUGACCUAUGUGUUUUAAAAGCCAUAUCUCACUACCACCGUCAGGAAAGCGCAGAUAAAAUUAACAGAAGGUAUACCCCACAGUCGCCAUCUACAAAAACCAAAUGAGGUCAAUGAGGCAAGCCAGUGAACCUAGAGGCAACAUACGCACUAUACUAGUCAGUAACCGUGUGAAACACGUUUGCAUAUUCAUAACGUGUGACAGUUUUGUCAUAACUGCAUUAAAAAAAUGCAUAUAUAGUGGUUUGAGAUUUCUCUGAAAAAAAAUCCAGUGGGAAAAAGGGGGAGCUGCAACAUCAAUCAUCCCUUCUCCUUUGUUGGUCACUUGAAAUUAUAAUCAUUUUCUGCAAUAAAAAGCCUGGUUGCUUGGUACAUCUUACACAAGUAUGUUAGAAAAUUGUUCAGUUUGGGAAACAACUGUAUUGAUUAUGUUAGAAAAAAACUCUAUUGUUCUUAGUCUGAGAUGUUUUUAUAAUGAAUUAUGAGCGACAGAGGCAUCAAUUAUCUUUGCUAUAUUCUUAUGCACGCGCACACAUAUAAUGAUGUGUAAUACCUUUCUUUAUGACAUUUACCUUUUAUUAAGCUUUUGUUGAUUAUUAAAUAUGUGUGUGUGUAUCUUUGAAUUAAGAGUACAAUCUGAACUGUUGUGCAGCCUCAUCUGAAGGAUGAUGAACUUGAUCCAAUUUACGUACAAAAGAGGGAGAGGUUGAGAGAAAUUGUU
Molecule: messenger RNA, 2095 nt
Organism: Olea europaea var. sylvestris
Lineage: Eukaryota; Viridiplantae; Streptophyta; Magnoliopsida; Lamiales; Oleaceae
Exons: 9
Coding region: 165-599 (144 amino acids)
Source: RefSeq, a predicted model, not a curated record